This is a messenger RNA of Triticum dicoccoides, 1124 nucleotides long. Its product is annotated as leucine-rich repeat extensin-like protein 3. The record is from RefSeq and is a predicted model, not a curated record. The transcript has a single exon. Lineage: Eukaryota; Viridiplantae; Streptophyta; Magnoliopsida; Poales; Poaceae. Bases 138 to 1112 code for a protein of 324 amino acids.
UCCAGCCCGUACUUAGUCUUCUCCUCUCCUCUCCUCUCUUUGCCCAUCGGUAUAUUAGUAGACGUAAUAACUCGUAGCCAUGCUCACAGUUAAACCUUAGGCACUUGCACUUGCACCACCAAGCCGCAGCAGCCACCAUGUCUAGUUCACCUCCUCCGGACGCCGGCGGGUCGCCACCGGUUACUCCAUCUCCGACGCCUCCGGUUACGCCGGUGACCCCAUCUCCUCCAGACAAUCCCGUCGUGACGCCUCCGGUGGCCCCAGUGAAUAGCCCACCUCCUCCGGACACUAGCAUGUUUACUCCGCCUCCUCCGGUGACUCCAUCACCACCGCCUCCGGAAGCCACUCCUCCUCCUCCUCCGGUGACUCCAUCACCACCGCCUCCGGAAGCCAUUCCUCCUACUCCGGAGACUCCAUCACCACCUCCUCCGGCAGCAAUUCCGCCUUCUCCGGUGACUGCUCCACCACCACCUCCUCCGGUAGCAAUUCCACCUUCACUACCUCCUCAGGUAGCAGCAGUUCCGCCUACUACCGCGAAACCCCCGACCAUCGUAAAUCCUCCAGUGGAGCCACCGGCAGACCCUCCAGCGGAACCCCCGGUGAAUCCUCCUCCGCCACCACCGUCGCCACCUCCACCAAGGCCGCCGACGCGGCCAAACCCAACGCCAGUUACGCCGUCGCCGCCUCCACCAAGUCCCACGCCUACGCCAAACCCAACACCAGCUCCUCCCAGGCCGCCGCCAUCAUCCCCAGCUCCGCCGACCGACGUGCCACGUUCAUCUCCACCGCCGCCUGACGCCACGCCGCCACCUCCUGACGACGUCCCAUAUUCGCCGCCGGCCCCGAACGACGCCCCAGCUGAACAAGCGCCUCCGCCGUCACCUGUAACGUGGUCUCCGCCUCCUCCGCCGCUCUCAACGGACGCGCCGGCGACCUUGGCCAAGUCCUCGUCAAGCAGCAAGACCACGGUGGGCGUGGGCGUGGGCGUGGCCGUCGGGGCGGUGGUUUUGCUCGGCCUCGCGGCAGUCAUCUUCUUCUUCCUGGCCAGGCGGCGCCGUCGCCGUAGGGUGCCGCCGCCCGGGACUCGAGGUGCGUACACGAAGCAGCCCUGAUUUUCUGAAACU